Messenger RNA from Epithele typhae, 1521 nucleotides. RefSeq names its product cytochrome P450. The record is from RefSeq and is a predicted model, not a curated record. Gene Ontology annotation, molecular function: oxidoreductase activity, acting on paired donors, with incorporation or reduction of molecular oxygen; heme binding; iron ion binding. Lineage: Eukaryota; Fungi; Basidiomycota; Agaricomycetes; Polyporales; Epitheliaceae. The transcript is spliced from 10 exons. The coding region runs from base 1 to 1521 and encodes 506 amino acids.
AUGUCCUCUAUGCUCUCCGCAGCAGCCGCCUGCGCAGCUGGGCUAUAUCUCCUCUUCAAGGUGUUCGGAAACUAUGUCAAGCGAUCUUCACUCGACAUUCUACCCGGUCCCCCGCCAGAUUCUUGGCUCACAGGAAGCGCCUUGUCAUUAUUUGAAAAGCGAGGACUGAGGCUGUGGGAAGAGUAUGCCGAAACGUACGGGCGAGCGAUACUUUUUAAGUUCAUAUUGGGCCAACGAGUGCUUGUCCUGUAUGACGCGAAGGCAUUACAGACGAUGAUGAUCAAGGACACCCAUAUCUGGCAGAAGAGCAACACACCGACGACGCACAGGCGUCAGAAGAAACUUCUCAACCCGGUGUUCUCUGCUGCCCACGUCCGCGACAUGACUGGUAUCUUUUACGGAGUUUCGCACAAGGUGACUCCGAGUCCCUUCUCCGUGAUGCACUCAAGUCGCGUCUGCCUUCCACUGGGCACGCGCGAAUUCGACAUCAACGACUGGAUGGGACGGACGACACUCGAGAUGCUUGGUCAAGCUGGCCUCGGGUACUCGUUCGACGACUUCACAGACAACUCGAUGGACGCGUUCGGAGAUGCAGUCAAGAGCUAUUUGCUCUUCCGCUGGUUCCCGCUUCGAUCGAUGCGAGAGCUUCAGCGCAUCAGCGACUUUAUGGCAGCGCGUUCUACGGAGAUCAUCAGGGAGAAGAAGGCCGCGCUCGAGAAGGGUGACGCCGAGAUGAAGCACCGGAUCGGGGAGGGUAAAGAUCUGAUGAGCAUCUGUCUAAAGGCCAACAUGACGGCCUCCGAGAACGAAAGGUUGACGGACGAGGAGCUCAUCGCGCAGGUGACAACCUUCAUUCUGGCCGGGAUGGACACCACCUCGAAUGCGCUCUCUCGGACCCUCCAACUUCUUGCUAUGCACCCGGACGUACAGGACAAGCUGCGUGCGGAGAUUGUGGAGGCGCAGGGCGGGGACGGCUCCGACAUCGCAUACGACGACCUCCUGAAGCUCCCCUUCCUCGACGCCGUCUGCCGCGAGACACUCCGUCUGUACGCCCCGGUGCCUUUCCUCAACAGAUUUGCGAUGGAAGACACCGUAGUACCGCUGUCUAAGCCCGUGCGCACCCGCGACGGCAAGGAGAUCUCCGAGAUCGCGGUCUCCAAAGGCACGCUCGCGUUCGUAAACUUCCAGGCGUGCAACAUGGACCCCGAGCUGUGGGGCCCUGACGCGCGCGAGUGGAAGCCAGAGCGCUGGCUGGCGCCGCUGCCUGCGGCGCUCGAGGAGGCCCGGAUCCCGGGCGUGUACGCGCACCUGAUGACGUUCUCCGGAGGGGCGCGGUCGUGCAUCGGCUUCAAGUUCUCCCAGGUCGAGAUGAAGAUCGUUCUGGGUGUGGUUCUCGGUUCCUUUGGGUUCGAGCUCACGGACGAGCCGGUGUCGUGGUUGAACUCUGUCGUCAUUCAUCCCGUGAUGGGGGACGGCCUGAAGCCCGAGCUGCGGCUUAAGGUCAAGCUGGUCGGUGCGUAG